Pogoniulus pusillus (Red-fronted tinkerbird) is the source of this 5901-nucleotide messenger RNA. RefSeq names its product calsyntenin 1 (gene CLSTN1). The record is from RefSeq and is a predicted model, not a curated record. The coding region runs from base 502 to 3450 and encodes 982 amino acids. Gene Ontology annotation, cellular component: postsynaptic membrane; cell surface. Gene Ontology annotation, biological process: homophilic cell-cell adhesion; positive regulation of synaptic transmission; positive regulation of synapse assembly. Gene Ontology annotation, molecular function: amyloid-beta binding; kinesin binding; calcium ion binding. NCBI's taxonomy places the organism in Eukaryota, Metazoa, Chordata, Aves, Piciformes, Lybiidae. The transcript is spliced from 19 exons.
GACGCAGGGACCUUCACCGCACAGAAGCGGCUGCAGCCCGCCCCAGGAGCAGCCCCGAGCCCCGGCGCCGCGCGGCCCAGCUGGCGGUUCGGGCGGGGGGAUCGGUGCCGCAGUGCCCGGCUGCCGAGGCGCCCGGGGCGGCGCCGCUGCUGCCCGCCGCGCAGAUGGGCUCUCCCGCAGCCCCCGCGCCGUUGGUUCGCUCCCUCCCCCGCCUGCGAACCGGCGCGGGGGACCGGCAGCCUUCGCCGCCGCCAUCUUAGGUGCCGCUGGCGGGGCGCCGCGCUGCCGGGCGGGGGAGGGAGGAGGAGGAGAGAAAAGGCGAGCGGAGCGGGGCAGUGCAACGCUUCUCCUCCCUCCUCCUCUUCCUCCUCCCUCCUUCUCCUCCUCCUCGGGGCCGAGCAGCGCUCUUCGCCCGGCGCAGAGCGGAGCCCGGACCAGCGGGGGCGCCACAGCCGGCCCGCCAGCCGGGGCUGCGCGCUGCCCUCCCCGCUCCGCGCUGCCAUGCCGCCGCCGCGCUGCUCGGGCAUGCUGCCUUCGCUGCCGACCCCCGCCGCCUGCUUGCUGCUGAUCGCGCUGCUCUGCGGAGGAGCGGAAGCCGCUCGAGUGAACAAACACAAGCCAUGGAUCGAGACAACCUAUCAUGGUAUAGUUACAGAGAACGACGACACAGUGCUCCUGGACCCCCCUCUCAUCGCCCUGGACAAGGACGCGCCUCUGCGCUUCGCAGAGAGUUUUGAGGUGACAGUCACCAAAGAAGGUGAGAUUUGUGGAUUUAAAAUUCAUGGGCAGAAUGUUCCCUUUGAAGCAGUGGUAGUGGAUAAAUCCACUGGUGAGGGAAUAAUACGCUCUAAAGAAAAGCUUGACUGUGAGCUGCAGAAGGACUACACCUUCACCAUCCAGGCUUAUGAUUGUGGAAAGGGACCAGAUGGAGCCAAUGCAAAAAAAUCCCACAAAGCAACAGUCCAUAUCCAGGUGAACGACGUCAACGAGUAUGCUCCUGUGUUCAAAGAGAAGUCCUACAAAGCAACUGCUGUGGAAGGGAAGAGGUAUGACAACAUCCUCAAGGUGGAAGCAGUGGAUGCAGAUUGUUCACCACAGUUCAGCCAGAUCUGCAGUUAUGAAAUUGUAACUCCGGAUGUACCUUUUGCUAUUGACAAAGACGGUUACAUAAAAAACACAGAGAAGUUAAAUUAUGGCAAAGAGCAUCAGUACAAACUGACAGUGACAGCCUAUGACUGCGGGAAGAAGAGAGCUGCUGAGGAUGUGCUGGUUAAAAUUAGCGUUAAGCCGACAUGCAAGCCUGGCUGGCAAGGUUGGAGCAAAAGAAUAGAAUAUGAGCCUGGUACUGGUUCCUUAGCUCUCUUCCCUGGCAUGCGUUUGGAGACGUGCGAUGAGCCCAUAACCUCCAUUGAAGCAACGGUUGAACUAGAGACCAGUCACAUUGGGAAAGGCUGUGAUAGAGACACCUACUCUGAGAAAUCCAUUCACAGACUCUGUGGUGCUGCUGCUGGCACAGUUGAGCUGCUUCCCCCUCCAAGUAGUGUUGCUAACUGGACAAUAGGACUUCCUACCGAUAAUGGUCAUGACAGCGACCAAGUGUUUGAAUUUAAUGGCACACAAGCUGUGAAGAUUCCAGAUGGUGUUGUCACAGUCAAUCUAAAAGAGCCCUUCAUGAUUUCAGUGUGGAUGAGGCACGGGCCUGGAACCAAAGAGAAGGAGACAAUUCUGUGCAAUUCAGACAAGACAGAUAUGAACCGGCACCACUACACACUCUACGUGCACAACUGCCGCCUCGUUUUCCUCUUCCGCCAAGAUCCUGCAGAGGGAAAAACAUACAAACCUGCAGAGUUUCACUGGAAACUCAAUCAGGUCUGUGACAAAGAGUGGCAUCAUUACGUCCUCAACGUCGAGUUUCCUGCAGUGACACUCUAUGUAGAUGGUGUUUCCUAUGAUCCUUUCCCAGUGACUGAAGAUUACCCACUUCAUCCUUCAAAGAUAGAAACACAGCUAGUAGUUGGAGCGUGCUGGCAAGACUAUACAGGAAGUGAAAAUGACAAUGAAACUCUGCCUGAGACCUCUGCAGGUGGUGAACUCCACAUGGCUCAGUUCUUCCGAGGCAAUCUGGCAGGUUUGAUGAUUCGUUCUGGCAAGCUGGAAAACAAGAAGGUGAUUGAUUGCCUGUACACUUGUAAAGAGGGCCUGGAUCUGCAGAUGGCUGACGGCGCUGGCAAGGGCGUGAAGAUCCACAUGAAUCCAAGUCAGUCGACGCUGAGCAUCGAGGGGGAUGACAUUGACAGAGUUGACAAGGCCAUGCAGCACAUUUCCUACCUGAAUUCCCGACAGUUCCCAACGCCUGGCAUCCGGAGGCUUAAAAUCACCACCGAUGUCAAAUGUUUCAAUGAAGAUGCCUGUGUCUCCAUCCCUUCUGUGGAGGGAUAUGUCAUGGUCCUGCAGCCAGAGGAGCCUAAGAUCAGCCUUAGUGGCAUCAACCACUUUGCCCGCUCUGCUUCAGAGUUUGAGAGCUCCGAGGGAGUUGCCCUCUUCCCUGAGCUGCACAUCAUAAGCACCAUUACACGGGAGGUGGAGCCCGAGGGGGAUGGAGAUGAAGAUCCUACAGUGCAAGAGUCUUUGGUAUCUGAAGAGAUCAUGCACAACCUGGAUACCUGUGAGGUGACUGUGCUAGGAGAGGAGCUGAACCAGGAACAGGAAAGCCUGGAGAUUGACAUGACACGGUUGCAGCAGAAAGGCAUUGAGAUGAGUAGUUCCAACCUGGGCAUGAUAAUCACAGGGGUCGACACCAUGGCUAGUUACGAGGAGGUUCUGCAUUUGAUACACUACAGGAACUGGCACACAGUUGCUCUCUUCGACAGGAAGUUCAAACUGGUCUGUUCUGAGCUGAAUGGACGCUAUGUCAGCAAUGAGUUCAAAGUGGAGGUGAAUGUGAUCCACACAGCUAACCCAGUGGAACAUGCUAACCACAUAGCUGCACAACCACAGUUCGUUCAUCCAGUGCACCACACCUUUGUGGAUCUCUCUGGUCACAACUUGGCUAACCCUCAUCCAUUUUCAGUUGUUCCAAGCACAGCCACUGUUGUGAUUGUGGUUUGUGUCAGCUUCCUGGUUUUUAUGAUUAUCCUGGGAGUGUUCCGGAUCCGAGCCGCACAUCAGCGAACGAUGCGCGACCAGGACACUGGGAAGGAGAAUGAGAUGGACUGGGAUGACUCUGCUUUGACCAUCACUGUGAACCCCAUGGAGACUUAUGAGGAUCAACACAGCAGUGAAGAGGAAGAGGAGGAAGAGGAAGAAGAAAGUGAAGAUGGGGAAGAAGAUGACAUCACUAGUGCAGAGUCUGAAAGCAGCGAGGAGGAAGAGGGAGAGCAGGAGGAGGACCAACAGAAUGUGAAUAGACAGCAACAGCUGGAAUGGGAUGACUCUACCCUCAGUUACUGAUUCUAGCUGUCCCCUCUGUCUGUUUCUGCUCUAGAAGACUCCAGUGUAACUCACUCCAUUGCUACCAAGGAUUCAUGGUGUUUCAGAAGAAAACAAAAGUCAUUCUGGCCAGUAGAUCCCACCCCCUCACCUCCCGUGUCUGUGUUCUGUCAGCUGCUCCCCGGUGCUGUUCCUAGAGUUGUAGUUAGCCUUUUCCUUCAGCCAUGCCUCAGUGACUGGAUUUUUUUUAGGCUCUGUGAGGAACCACCUUGCACUUUCUCUUUUGGUUUUGUUCUUCAUCUCAUCUCAGCUAAGUGACUCUACAGCUCUGUAGCCAUUGCACAUCAAGUUCUGAACUGUCUGCUUUGGGUCUCUUUUCCCCCUUUGCUCAGUGAAAGCAAACUUGGCUUUGUUCCUUUCUUCUCUUUCUUAAAAGCUGCAGAGAUGGCUCUUUGGCAAAGGGUGAAGCUGCUCAGUUCAGCCUCUUCAGGGCUUCGAAGUUUUCUUCUCUUUUUCUAUUUUUUCCCCCAAAUUAGUGCAUGUGUAAAGUGGCAGAAUGAGGUUAAUACGUAGGAGAUUAACAGACUUUUUAAUCUUUUGUAAAUAUGUGGGAAUUCUGUAAUUAUGUCAUUUGUGGUAGUGAAAAACAGGGAUUGGGGGGGGUAAAACAUGCUAAAGUGACAAAAACCACACAAAAAGAAGUAAUCAUGCAGCAUGAAAUGUUACCAGUCUCAUACUACUGCAGCAGGAGCACGGGCACAGCUCUCUAGUGUAGAUGUUUCAGUGUCAGGGGCCUUGGUGCCAUGGUCCCUCGUGCCCCGCUCUGGUUUUAAUGUUUCUUUUCUUUAACCUCCUUUUCUUUCAGUUCUUGGUGGAGGGAAGGGACAAGCUUGUGAGAAAUGGUAAACGCUUUACCCCUGCAGAGGUUCAGCUGCCCUGUGCAAUACACUUGUUUGUAUUUUCUUUGGUUUUCCUUUUCUGGGUUGUUCUGUUUUUCUUUCCCCUCCAAUUAAGUCUUGCAUUAAGGGCUUUUAAGUUAUUGGGGGAGAAGAAAACCCCACUGCCUGGGUGGUGGGCAAAGCAGUGGCUGUUGCUGUGGGGUGUUGCCACAGCUCCUAUUCAUUCCAGAGAGGCUGCCUGUAGUACAGUGAUGGUCUGUUCACACUGCUGCCAGGGUGGAUUGUUUGUCUAGUUGGUAGCUGAAGCUGGAGAGCCUGGCACCUGUGUACCUGGGCACCUUGGCUACCAGUCCCCAUAGAGCAGUCUUUUGGGGUUGGAUUCUUUUUUUUAUUGCUGUUUAAUUUUUAUGCUUUGGUAGUGGGAGGGUUUGGGGCAUAGCUGGUACCAUUCCUGUUACACUCCUGCUCCUUCCCUGUAGCCCCUUGUACAGUAACUUGGACUGUUGGUGUAUUAAGCCUUUGUUUACACUUAGUAAUUGUGUUUCCUGCUGGUGAGAAGCUAGAGCAUCAAGUAUCCAACCAGCCAACCUUGGGAAUCAUCUUCACGUUAUUCCAGGUCCAGAGGGGUUUGGUUGUUGCUGAUCACAGCUCUGACUUGGACUUGCAAAGGACUUUGCUAAGAAAUAGCUGAAAGGUACGAGAAGGAAGUGAUGCCCCCACGGUGGAGAGCGCUAAGUUUCUGUCGGCUCUUCUCUGCCACUUCCUUUGGGCUACGCAGAGCUGUGCGUAGUGAGUGUCUGCUUCCUUGAGCUGUACCUUUGGAGAUGCGCUAAAGAGUAACUCGUUUUGCUUGUAACAGGAGACUAGGACUCCACUGCCUCCUCAGCACGGUAAGCAAGCUCCAGUUUUCACUCUUGUCUGUAGUCUGCCUUUGUUCCAGGUGCACAGCCCCCAUCUCCCAGCAGGCUGGUUAGGGUACACGUGCUAGAGGAGCAGCAAGCCGAGGGGUGGGCACGAAGGGAGGGAACACAAAGAGAGGAGAGGUGAGGAGGCCCCCAACUGUUCUCUAGUUUUGCUUUCCAGAGCAGACCUGUGCUCACCUGGUGCUGUGUGAAAUGGGGCCCAGGGUGGGUUCGAUCCGGGGCGACGCCUGCCUGUGGAGUGCCUUUCCCAAGGGGAGCUGGAGCUGGCAGCAGGGAGGGGAAGCACAGAAGCAGCUUCACUGCUCCGGGGUGGCUUUUUUAUUUCAACUUUUAGAUUUCUAAAAACAGGGAAAUGGUUUUGACUACUUCUGUGGUAAUAGAACUGCUAGUUUUAAGUAAACUGGGAAACUUUUAACUUAUGUCUGACAGUUGUCCUGUGUUAAUGUGUAGAAGACUUAAUCCUUCCAUAUACUGUUGCUGUAGCUGCUGUAUUUUAGACCAAAACUGAUCAUGACUUAAUGGUAAUGCUGAAAGGUUGUAAGAGUCCUGAUGCAGUUUGUAGCCACUGUGGGUAUAACUUUUCAGAUGUGUAUAUUGGUAACAGGUCAGUUUGGAAAGUCUAUAAGCUACAAUAAAUUUCUGGUUCUGAA